AUGACGAUCACGGCGGUGCCAACGAUAAAGGACGAUUGCCUUAUGGUGAGGGGCAAGGUGGUUUUGACCCGUGUGCCCCCAAACAUUGUGCUUUCUACGGCUGGAACAGGCUCCGUUUUCUUGGGUGCAACUUCAACUGUUCAAAGUUCCCGUCAUGUUUUCACUCUUGGCAUUCUCCAGGGAUAUAAGUUGGUGUCUCUGUUCAGAGUGAAGAUAUGGUGGAUGAUACCACGUGUAGGGAGAUGUGCAUGUGAUAUUCCCAUGGAAACUCAGUUGCUGCUACUGGAAGCAAGAGAAGAGUGUGCCCUUGAGGAUGAAUUUUCUUCUGACUCUGAAGAACCAAAUGCAGAGAACACUUGCUACAUUCUCUUCUUGCCUGUUUUGGAUGGACAGUUUCGCGCAACUUUGCAGGGAACUCCAUCAAAUGAGCUCCAGUUCUGCAUUGAAAGUGGAGACGCCCAUGUCCAAACAUCCCAAUCACUCGAAGCGGUAUUUGUAAAUUCAGGGGAUAAUCCAUUUGAGUUAAUCAAGGAUUCCAUCAAGAUAUUGGAGAAACUCAAAGGAACAUUCUGUCAUCUUGAAAACAAGAAGAUCCCAUCACAUCUUGAUUGGUUUGGAUGGUGCACUUGGGAUGCUUUUUACACUGAAGUGAGUCCACAAGGAAUAAGAGUUCUCUCAAAUGGAGGUUGUUCACCAAAGUUCAUCAUCAUUGAUGAUGGAUGGCAAGAGACACUCAAUGAGUUUCACAAAGAUGGUGAACCAAUAAUUGAAGGAACUCAAUUCGCAACCAGACUGGUAGACAUUAAAGAAAACAAAAAGUUCACUAAUGCAGGCUCUGGACAUUCUUGCAACAAUCUCCGCGAUUUUGUUGACUCUAUCAAACAGAAUUUGAGUGUAAAAUAUGUUUACAUGUGGCAUGCUUUAGCUGGUUAUUGGGGAGGAGUACUCCCCUCAUCAGAUGCAAUGAAGAAAUAUAAUCCAAAGCUUGUAUAUCCAAUUCAAUCACCUAGCACUACAGGGAACCUUAGAGAUAUAGCCAUGGACAGCUUGGAAAAAUAUGGAGUGGGAAUCAUAGACCCACAAAAGCUCUACGACUUUUACAAUGACUAUCACAGUUAUCUUGCUAGCUGUGGCAUUGAUGGAGUUAAAGUAGAUGUCCAAAAUUUAAUAGAAACCUUAGGUUCUGGGUAUGGUGGACGUGUUUCAUUGACCAAGCGGUAUCAAGAAGCAUUAGAGCAAUCUGUAGCAAGGAACUUUACGGACAACAAUCUCAUUUGCUGCAUGUCCCACAACUCUGAUUCAAUUUACAGCUCAAAGAAGAGUGCAGUAGCAAGAGCAUCUGAGGACUUCAUGCCAAGAGAACCAACAUUUCAAACCCUACACAUUGCCUCUGUAGCUUUUAAUAGUCUUCUUCUGGGGGAGAUAUUUGUGCCAGACUGGGACAUGUUCCAUAGCAAGCAUGAGACAGCUGAGUUCCAUGCUGCAGCAAGAGCAAUAGGUGGUUGUGCAGUAUAUGUUAGUGAUAAGCCUGGGAAUCAUGAUUUUAAAAUCCUCAAGAAGCUAGUGCUAUCUGAUGGAUCAGUAUUGAGAGCAAGAUAUGCUGGCCGUCCUACUCGAGAUUGUUUAUUUAAAGACCCCGUGAUGGAUGGUAAAAGUCUGCUGAAAAUUUGGAACAUGAAUAUUCUAACUGGGGUCAUAGGCGUCUUCAAUUGCCAAGGAGCAGGAAGCUGGCCAUUGAAAUCAUUGAAAUCUGCACCCUCUCACAUCACCAUUUCAGGGAAAGUGAGACCCCUUGAUGUAGAAUUUCUUCAAGAGGUUGCAGGAGAAAACUGGAAUGGAGAUUGCGUAGUAUAUGCCUUCAAUGCAGGCUUGCUUUCUAAAUUGUCAAGCAGAGGGAAACUAGAAGUGUCCCUGGAGACUCUCCAAUGUGAAAUAUAUACCGUGUCUCCAAUCAGAGUGUUUGGUCACGAUGUGCAAUUUGCACCAAUAGGAUUGCUUGACAUGUACAAUUCAGGAGGAGCUGUAGAAGCUCUGGACUGCACCAUGGAUGUUUCACAGUGCAUAAUAAAAACCAAAGGCAGAGGAUGUGGUCGUUUUGGUGUGUACUCCAACGUUAGACCCAAACGUUGCGUUGUGGACAUGAAGGAGGAGGAGUUCUCCUACAACCUUGAAGAUGGACUGUUAACAAUUAAACUUGGUAGUGGAGACAAUUCAAGGGACGUGGAACUUGUAUACUGA
Messenger RNA from Abrus precatorius (Indian licorice), 2238 nucleotides. Its product is annotated as probable galactinol--sucrose galactosyltransferase 2. Lineage: Eukaryota; Viridiplantae; Streptophyta; Magnoliopsida; Fabales; Fabaceae. The coding region runs from base 1 to 2238 and encodes 745 amino acids. The record is from RefSeq and is a predicted model, not a curated record. The transcript has 13 exons.